AUUCUGAUGGGACCCGAGGCGAUACCUGAUAACCCUCGAAUUUACUGGAACCGGACGUGCGAUUUAAAGAGUACCAUCAGCCCGUGAACCUUUAAUGCUUCUCCUUCAACGGACAUCAGUAGCAGCUUCUUCUACCCUAGAUUCUUCCGUCAUCGGAAUUCUUUCUGAUCUUUCACACAGCGCCCGGUGAUUUCGUUGGUAUGCGAAGAAAUUCCAUGCCUUUCGGCAUGCAGUAUCGAUAUGCACUACAGGCGGCUAUCUCUUUAACCACCUCUCUGCAUCGAGCCAUCUCUGUGCCAUGUCUUCCGAGCCUUCCCCUCGACAUUCGUCCUCCACUGAGAACGACUCAGGAGACAUAGAACUCGGCCAGGGCUCAAGGGCUCAGGGUUCUCAAAUAGGAUCGCAGCCUGGAACUCGAGCAGGAAGCACAAUCAGCGAGAAGGCCUAUGCGAAGGAUAAAGUCUUUCCAAUCGAGGAGCCUCCAAGUGCACCUCAGUUUGUGGAAGGAACACUUCAAGGAUGGUUAACAGUCUGUGGCGCAUCUCUGGUCGCAAUGUGCACCUUUGGAAAUAUUCAGUCCUUUGGAGUCUAUCAAGCCUAUUAUACCCAAUCUUUCCUCUCCGGAAACUCGCCAUCCAGGAUAAGCUGGAUCGGUUCCGUCCAGCUAUGCCUCCAGUUUACCGUUGGUGUUUUCUCCGGGAAACUCUUCGACCAGGGCUACUUCCAUUCUCUCAUGAUUGGCGGCAGCCUCCUUCUCCUUUUCUCAUCUUUUAUGCUCUCCCUCGCUAAGCCUCAUCAAUUCUACCAAGCCUUAUUGGCACAGGGUUUUGGCAUGGGUAUCGGGAUGGGUUGCAUGUUCUUACCAGCGUUAAGCAUCAUGUCGCACUAUUUCCGGAAGAGGAGAGCUGUCGCCAUGGGCAUUGUUGUAGCGAGCGGGUCCCUCGGGGGCGUCAUUUACCCUAUCAUCCUGAAUAAGGUAUUCCCGAGGGAGGGUCUCGGGUUUCCUUGGGCUGUUCGUUUCAUUGCAUUCAUCAAUAUCGUUUUCUUGGUCAUCGCGAACUUGAUCAUGAAGCCAAGAUGGCCGACUCGCAAACGCAAUCCAGUGGACAUGAGUCAGAUAAUACACGAUACCCCAUAUUGGGUGACGAAUAUAGGGCUCUUUCUAGGAUUUUGGGGGAUAUUCAUUCCUUAUUUCUACCUUCAGCUCUUCUCUGAGACUCACGGAGUAGACCCUAACUUCCUGACUUGGACGCUACCCAUCCUUAAUGCCGGUGCCGUUUUCGGGCGAUUCAUGCCCAACUUCCUAGCCGACAAGUACGGGCCGUUAAAUGUGAUCAUUCCAAGUGGAAUCAUAUCAGCCGGAAUGCUGUGGGCUCUUCUCGGCGUCAGAACCAUUGCGGGAGUGACACUAUUCGGGCUGGUAUAUGGAUUCGUUUCUGGCGCGUUUUUGACACUUGCGUCUCCAGCUGUGGCGGCGUUCACUCGGAGUCCCACAUUAGAUGACAUAGGGUAAGCUCACGGUCUAGUGAAUUUUCCGUGCUGAUUUUUUGGCAGGCUUCGGAUAGGCAUAUCGUGCUUCUUCAUUGGUUUGGCACUCCUGACGGGCAAUCCAAUCGCGGGCGCGUUGCUGUCCUCUCCAAACU
Desarmillaria tabescens is the source of this 1643-nucleotide messenger RNA. Its product is annotated as MFS general substrate transporter. Gene Ontology annotation, biological process: transmembrane transport. Gene Ontology annotation, molecular function: transmembrane transporter activity. The coding region runs from base 299 to 1513 and encodes 404 amino acids. The record is from RefSeq and is a predicted model, not a curated record. NCBI's taxonomy places the organism in Eukaryota, Fungi, Basidiomycota, Agaricomycetes, Agaricales, Physalacriaceae. The transcript is spliced from 14 exons. Gene Ontology annotation, cellular component: membrane.